AUGAACGAUUUCGAUGGCCUUCUGGCUUCCAGAUUCGGAUCCUCAACCGCUUGUCACCCGCGCGACGGUGGUAGUUUCGACGAUCUGUUCGCCUCAACCGGAUCCAAGCCUCGUGGAGCCGAUACGCCGUUCGAUUUGAACUCCAUGUUUACGGGAUCCGACGGUGAUGUCGCAUCUAAGCAUUCUUCUCCUCUGCUGGUUUAUGACAAAUCGGUAUAUGAUGAUGAAGUUUUUGACGGUGUACCUGGUUUGAAGAGCACGGGGAAGAUUAAUCUUGAUAUCGUUUUUGCAUCUCCGAAAAUGGAAAGUGGUGCAUUUUACGAUCUUCUCGAUGGAUUUGGUAAGGAAUCGAAAGGUUCUGGUAGGAAUGGUUCUGAGAAAGAAGAUAAAGAUGGUUCCGAUUUUGAUGAUUUACUACCUGGAUUUGGAAGAAGUAGACCAUCUUCUAGUGACAGGCAUGCUCCUGAUAUUGGUUUGUCCUCAGAACCAACUGUGUGUGUAUCUAAUACGUCAUCCACUGCAACAGAGGACCCUUUCAAAGUAUUUGAAUCAACUUCACACCUUGUUUUCUAUCCUAACCCCCUUUAUUUUUAA
Molecule: messenger RNA, 594 nt
Organism: Lathyrus sativus (Indian pea)
Lineage: Eukaryota; Viridiplantae; Streptophyta; Magnoliopsida; Fabales; Fabaceae
Source: the annotation of a GenBank genome assembly